AUGGCGGAAGCACAAGUGUGGCGUGCUCCAAACCAACUGCUCAAUGUUCCGAACAGGGCUUCGCAGUCAUCUGUACCUCCGCAGGCAGCACAUCCUGCGUACUUCAACAAUAUCCGACAGUGGUCCAAUUCUGUGACCCCACCCCCGACGAAUGGUCGCAUCAAUCCAUCGCGCAAAAGCAAUCGUCCACACCGAGGGAGCACGCUCGCGAGCACACCGCAGACCCAGGCGAGCACGUCGACCUACCAGCCAGCACCACCCGCUCCUACAUUCAACCCUCCACCUCUGGAAAUUUUUCCCAGCUCCUCCCAGUCUACCAUUGCCACAACUCCCCAGGCUCUCCAUUCCACCUAUGCGUCACGCCUCCGCACCGGUGCGACCUUGCUCGUGCAGCCGACCUUGGCGAGCUCGUCUGCCACGGCCGUCGCGACGCGGUCCUCGCGGCGUGGCGGCGUUGUGAAUUAUGCCGACCCAGGCUCGGGGGACGAGUUUCCUGACGCGGGGGCUAUCGACUCUGAUGACUCGGAUUUCGUCGCAAGUGGAGGGACGCGGUCUGCUGUGCGCGCAGCGCGGCUGUCGAGCAAGGCCCCUGCUGGCGCGUCGGUGUUCCAUGCGGGUAGUGUGACGCCUGCCGCGCCUGCUCCCCCGCAACCGCCGCAGCGCGCGGAGUUGGAUCAAAGCUACCUCGGUAUGGUUCCGCCUUCGAGGUAUAUCACUGCAAAGCCUGUAUAUCCCACAAGACAUGACUACUUUCCACCGGAAGCGAUGGAAGCUCAAGCAAAGAGGUCCACCGCUCUGGUGCCCAUCCGGGUGGAGUUUGAGACCGAUACGCACCGUAUCCGAGAUUGUUUCGUGUGGAACCUACAUGAGGACCUGAUCAAACCGGAAGCGUUCGCAAGAACAUUCUGUGUCGACCUUGACCUUCCUCCAAAUCCCUGGGCAGACACCGUCGCGAACCAGAUCCGCGCACAGUUGGAGGAUCAUGAGGGUGUCGCGGCGAUGGAUCUGGGAGCAGAUACCGAAGAGGAGGAGCUGGCUGGAGGCGACGAAGUUGGAGAGUGCCGCGUCAUUCUGAGUAUCGACGUCCAGAUUGCUACGUACCAUCUGCUGGACCACAUCGAAUGGGACCUGCUCUCUCCCCUCACCCCCGAGGCCUUCGCGGUGCAGCUGGGUGCGGAACUCGGUCUGUCGGGGGAGGCCAUACCGCUCAUUGCACAUGCCGUUCACGAAGAACUGGUGAAACACAAACGGGAUGCCAUCGAAUGGGGCGUCAUGGGCGGCGACAACAGGGAGGUCGUCGAGGACCUGUCUGGGGACAAGCCGCGGGACAAGAGUGGGCUGAGCUUGCUGAAGGACAAGACUGGACUCGGACUGGGGUGGGGGCGCACACCCAAGGACGGCAGGGGGCCGAAGGCACUGAAGAGCGUGUGGAGGGAUUGGGCGGAGGCGGAGGAAUUCAAGACGCGGUUUGAGGUGCUGAGCGCGGAGGAGGUAGAGCGCAGGGAGAUUGAGCGAGAGAGGGCCAGUCGUCGGUUGAGGCGCGAGACGUCAAAAUUCCAAUCACAAAUUAUUUCGAAGAGAAGACGGUAG
This is a messenger RNA of Sparassis crispa, 1590 nucleotides long. RefSeq names its product Chromatin structure-remodeling complex subunit sfh1. The transcript is spliced from 5 exons. Gene Ontology annotation, biological process: chromatin remodeling; regulation of transcription by RNA polymerase II. Lineage: Eukaryota; Fungi; Basidiomycota; Agaricomycetes; Polyporales; Sparassidaceae. The coding region runs from base 1 to 1590 and encodes 529 amino acids. Gene Ontology annotation, molecular function: transcription coregulator activity. The record is from RefSeq and is a predicted model, not a curated record. Gene Ontology annotation, cellular component: nuclear chromosome; nucleus.